Messenger RNA from Dermacentor andersoni, 6067 nucleotides. RefSeq names its product very long chain fatty acid elongase 7-like. NCBI's taxonomy places the organism in Eukaryota, Metazoa, Arthropoda, Arachnida, Ixodida, Ixodidae. Gene Ontology annotation, biological process: fatty acid elongation, polyunsaturated fatty acid; fatty acid elongation, saturated fatty acid; fatty acid elongation, monounsaturated fatty acid. The record is from RefSeq and is a predicted model, not a curated record. Gene Ontology annotation, molecular function: fatty acid elongase activity. Gene Ontology annotation, cellular component: endoplasmic reticulum membrane.
UUGGGCGUACAGCGCCAUCUAGGGACCAAUUCGCGCACCGUUUCUCCCCCUCACUCUCUACGACUCUCCUCCAGCUCGCCCGCGCACCGGUCGGAGUUUAAAUAGCCGCGCGUCCCACUUCUAAGCGAAGACGCGAUCGCACGAAAGUUGCGACCACGUCGCAAACGAUUCCAAACUCCGUCCACUCCCACGGGAGCUAAUUUUUUUAUUUUUUUUGCGUUCAUUUUAUUUUUCUUUGGCAACCCCGAGUUUGAUUCCUGGUGUGGUGCGCGUGAUAGCUCCGCCAACAUCAUCCGACCAACAUCUUCUGUUCUUCUCCGGGGCCCACCGUCCCCCAGGGAAGCGCUCGGAGCCUUUGUGUGCGCGCCACGUUCGACUCUUCGUCAUCGCUUACACCUUCGCCGUCUCCGUACCUACGUGUCCGACGGCAACUCUCUUCGGGCGACGAUCUGUUUGUGCGCUGUGUGAACCGGCGGCAGUUCGGCAAGGUUCUCGACUCGACUAGCGGACGCAAGAGGCGAGGACUUACUCGUUUCUUCGUCCAGACUACUCCUGUGUCCACCGGUGCCUUCCUGCCUGGACGUACGCGUUCGGUUGGCUACCGAAGACGCCGAGCUUAUCGGCCAGCUAGGGAAUCCCCCCUCACCCCCCCACCCCCCCGUUACCCCACGAAGGAGUCGACGCGGCCGGCUUAAAAAAAGAACAAGUCACUCACUGCUGUGAAAAGUGAAGGCCAAGAAAAGAAAGACAGGUUCUCGAAUUCCUCGUCUAUCUCCCCUCCUCAGCGAAGCUUGCUGCUUCUUAGUGAUAGUGCAACGCGUCAAUAAUCAUCCUCGAAAGGCAGAUAGAGUAACGAGGAAGAGGCACCGGCUCCUCGCCUCUUAGUACCCAAAAAUUCCAGAACCUGAGAAACGGGUCUUCUGGAAGAAGCGCCCGUAGUUCUUGAGCAACGCUUACCUCCUUCUAAGUAGAGGCAGCAGCAUCGGGUUAUCUACGCUCACUCCCUCUAUCUAAAACUGAUCAGAGGAGAAAACGAGAGUAGGGUCAACCUCGUGUCCGUGUUUUCUUUACCUAAGCUUGCUCGCACGAAAGAAGAAAGAAAAAAAAAGGGUCUUCGGUUACCGCGAGCCAAUCGCGAGCUUCUGAGCCGCCUGCGUAGUCCGCACCGUCGAGACCAGUGUGAUUGGAAUAACUACACUCUACGGAGAAGCACAGCGGCGUCUUCAGUGAACGUGAGCUGUCCUUCCUCCAUUUCAUCGCAAGAACCUGUGCCCCUUCUCGCGAAAACUCGCCGAGAGGAUAGGGGGCGACAAAGUUGAGAGCCAAUCAGGCUUCAACCGCCGAGAGUACCACCGGAACAGCAGCGCAACCGAGCAUUCUUUCUUUGACAUACUCCCGGCGGCUGCAAAGCACAAGUGGGGGCCCGAGAAGUUCUACGAGAAGCAAAGGCAGGCAGGAGAGACACGGGACUUCGUUUAACCGCCUCACGCCCCGAUAGCGUGAAAGAAAAAGCGCAGCGGUCGAAGCAACGACGAGUCGACUUUUCUCUCGCCCGUCCGAGCAUCCUCUCCCAAACUCGUGGUCGAUUUGAGCUUCGUGUUUGUUUUCUUCUUCUUCCUCCGGCCUUCUCACUUCCUUCUCCCCGCUUCGUCGAAGCCAUCUUCUUUCGUUCCCUCUGCGUUCUGUUUGCCGACGUCGACCGUGCGGGAUUCCAUCGCGUCAAGCCAACUCCGUCGCCUUUCCGCAAGAGCCGGACUCGACGGGGAUCCGACGACGACCGACGGGGAGGACCUCCUCUUCUCCUUCGCAACCUAGUCGACGACGACGCGCCACUGACUUCGGCUAUCGGUGGCGGCGCCGCUCGGUCACGUGACCCGACACUCGUGAAGUGCCACCCGGUCUCUCCCGAGAUCCACCUCUGACACUGUGGACUGUGCGUCGGCUAUCCAGUGUCGCCCCAAAAUGUACCACCUGCUCAGCGAAAUCCGGGAUUUUUACAACAAAACCUUGGAGAGCGGAGACUCAAGGGUGCAGGAAUGGCUCUUCAUGCAGAGCCCAUGGCCGACACUGACGAUCUGCCUGUCGUACGCCUACUUUGUCAAGGUGCUGGGCCCAUCCCUGAUGAAGAACCGGGAGCCGAUGCAGUUGCGUUGGGUCAUGGUCGGGUACAACUUCUUCAUGGUUGCUGUCAGCCUGGCCAUAUUCCUUCUGCUGGGCAUUUACGGCUGGUUUGGCCACUACAACUGGAAGUGCCAGCCCGUUGACUACACAGAGAGUAGGGAAGCAAUAUUGAUGACUCAUCUUUCCUGGUGGUACUACAUUUCAAAAUUUGUUGAGUUCAUUGACACAAUAUUCUUUGUGCUACGAAAGAAGUUCACACACAUCUCAACACUGCACGUCAUCCACCAUGGAAUGAUGCCCAUGAGUGUGUGGUGGGGUGUCAAGUUUACACCAGGUGGCCACAGCACUUUCUUUGCCUUUGUAAACAGCUUUGUGCACAUCCUGAUGUACUUCUACUAUGGACUGGCAGCAGUGGGUCCCCACAUGUCCAAGUACCUUUGGUGGAAGCAGCAUAUGACAACCAUUCAGAUGGUGCAGUUCAUUGCCAUCUUCGUGCACUCAUUCCAACUCCUGUUCCGGCCCGACUGCAACUACCCUCGCGGCUUCAUGUGGUGGAUCGGUUUCCACGCCAUCAUGUUCUGGUUCCUUUUCUGGGACUUCUACAAGAACACCUACUUCGCCAAGAGGCUCAAGAGCGCUGCCACCGGCAGGGGUCGCUCAAAGGCGGUUGCCAACGGCCGCACCAACGGCGCAGCACCCGUCACCACAGACGCCAACGGCAAGGUCAACGGAAAGCUCAAUGGAGAGGCCACUGCCAAGAACGGAACCAACGGCUUUGUCAAGCACACAGCCAACGGCCGGCAAAAGAACGGUGGCUUUUUGGACGGCUACUGCCACAUCAAUGGCCUGCACGACUGGGAGAACGAGGAGCACGACAAGAAGCACGAGUGAUACGUGCGAAGGCCAGCCGCACAAGCACACAGCGUUUGCCCCCCUUACCUUCGCCCACCCCACACUCCAUUGGCUGCAUUCCCCCACCUCUCCCAACUUCACCCUCACAUGCACACAUCCUGCUGCUGUUUCGACUGUCGCGUCGUAAAAAAAAUCAAAAAAGCACCCAAGAAGAGAGAAGCUGGAUGAGGAGGUGAUGAGGCAGAGCGAUGGUGUGCCUUUUUCUUUUUUUUUUUUUUUGAGAGACACUGGCCACUUUAGAGACACACUGUGCCACAGAAAGGCCCCCUUCCCUCUGCAUGCAGUGAUGAUGUGUACCUCUUGUGGAAACAAUAGGCGGCUGUCGCACGCACUCAACUACUUCUGUUGCUCCUUGUUUUAGCAUGUCCGACACCUUUUUCUUUCUUUUUCCCCUGUUCCGUUUCUUGUGUGAAAAUACCAGUCUCGUAUCACCCGAUAGACUGUGCGCUGUUGCAUUUUUUUUUUUUUUUUUUUUUUGCCUCGUCGUUCCGGAAAACUAAAUGAGCUCACAACUUCAGCAGUGCUUGUCCCCACCCCUUACCCCAGCCACAAAAUUCAGAGCCAUUCCAACGUGUGCGCCGCACGUUUUUAUCAACACCCUAGGCUUCUUGUGUGAAAAAAAGAAACCAGAGUUUCUUUUUUUUCUGCUGCACUUGACAGGAACUCUAGCAAGCCAGAACACAAGUGAAUAAAAAAGGCAGGUGAUCUGUGCAUCAGCUGCAGGACCAUGCCACUCGUGCAAAUAAGCUCUUGUAGCUGUCAUUCUGCGUUGUCCUUAAAGGUAGCUUGUAGCUUGCUCUCCUUCAGGUUAACUCUGGCAGGGGUUCCAGCACCUGUCGUUAGCGUAGUCUUCUUGCCCUACCCACGUGACGGAUGACAAGCUUUGCCUAGGCUAGUGUGUAGAACUGUGGCAAUCCCCAGCACUCAGGAAGCAAAAAAAAAAGUGAAGCCAGCCUCCCAUCCCCCCCUUCCGUCCCUAUGCCCGCCGAGAUGCACCUUCGCAGGAGCGAAAGGGCCACAUGUUCUGGCUCUGCGCAUGCAACUGAAGCAGAAAAAAAAAAAAAUGUAACAAGGCCUUUGAGAACAAGAUCACCGUGUCAUCUCUGCAACGAGACCCUACCCGCUCCCCUCUGCAAGGUCUCCGUCUUGUCGUCCGCGCCUUCGUUGUGUUUUCUUAAGUGCGUGAUGCGGUGUGCAUGGUGUGAAAUACACAUUUUUUUUUUCUAAUUUGUCUGGUUGCGUACAACUCCCUGUCAGUGCACUCACUUGCAUGACGGCCGAGGAGCAAGUGUCCUUCCUGUUACUUUCUCGCUCUCUUCAACGAUCGUCUCUGUGCGUGCGGACGGCAGGAAAACGAUUUGUGCAGUGCAGACCUGUAUCCCACUCGCGCUCUUCGACAGGAAGAGGGACUUGCUGCGAGCUGAGAAAAACAAAAAACUACUUGUGGGGCAGGGGGUGCAGGUGAAAAAUGGGAAGGGGCCCUCGAGACGUACGGCACUCUGCCUGUGCGCUUACCCCCCAAGCCCCCACACCCCUGCUGUGCUGCGAUGUUGUGAGUGCGCGUCAGCGUGGCACACAGUUGUCGUUUCCUGCGUCAGAUGUGCGUGUGUGUUCGUCGUGUUUGGUUCUUCGCCAAAUGGUUCGCAUUUUUUUUAAAUGCCGUCGCACAUACUUCGGAGCUGUUUCGUCCUCAACUCGCCGCCAGAAGGACCAAAGGCGUGAUGCUUCGUUGUUGGGAGUCAUCGGAGAACAACUUCUUGUGUGGGACUUAACUCUCUCCGCACACAUCUCCUGCUGUCUCACUCUCUCUGCCAAGAAAUGACUGACUCACAUGUGGUGUCAUGUAUCUGCGUGUACUUAACGAGGGAAUUGAGAGUAGGCGUGAUGGGACACUCUAGGGUGAGGCCACGGAACCCCUAGCACUGCUUGGGGAAGCCUGUGUGCCUCCGAAUUGUGCCCAUUUCAGUUUUUUAUUAUUUUUUUUUUCUGCAUACGACUGCUUUCACUGAAUUAGUUCUAUUACCCUCCCUGCCCCCUUUCCCCUACCUCUCUUUAUUUGUUCAUUCUACAAGUUUGAUUGUGUGUAGCUUCUAGCACUAAUUUUAUACGUGCGUAACUGUCAGGUGUAACACAUUGGCCAGCGCACUGAUGCCACUGGCCUUAACAUUGGACAGGGGUUUGUGCAACUGCAUAAGCAAUGUGUGUGUGUAUGUGAAAGAUACAAAUGCUGAAAAAAAAAGGAGAAAGGAGGUAAAAAAAGAACUUGCCUGCUCUACAUACACACACACUUGCAAGUGGAAAUGGGGGAGUGAGCGUUGCAGUCUUGUCUAUUAUAUUAGAUUCAUGUUUUUUUUUUCUUUUUUUUUUUAACUUCAGCAAAUGAAUAGUUUUGUACACAGUGUAUAAACAAAAUGGAAGGAGCCAAGGCUUUGGAGUUACUAUGCAUCACAGUGCAUUCCUGUAUGCAUUCGAGUGAGCGAAACUGCUGCAAUCAAAACUUGGCUGCAACUGUUUUGUUGUUUAUCCAUUUUUUGAGAGAGAACACAUUGAGAGAUGGGACCUCUGGGAAUGUUCUAAGGGUUGGGGAGGGGGGAUAACAAUAUGCUGGGCCAAAACUGUUUUUCUCAGCAGUGCUUGUCAAGCUUCGGCCUUCUAUACCAUUCCAACUAUGUUGGUUUCUGGUUGUAGACUGUUGAUGCCCUGCGUGCAAGGGAACUAACGGUUGCUUCAUUUUUUGUAAAGCAGUGUGGUUGAUUGCAGCUCUUAGGUGGUCGGAGGUAGACCAUGACCAUUAGCGUACUUUGCAGCAUGGUUUUAAAGCCGCUUGCCUACAUAGACUGUUUAGGUGAUGCAGUAGUGCGCGGUAUAAAGAACUGGGGCCCCUGCUUCGGCAAGCUCUGGGUAUGCAAGGCCGUUACAAAAGCAGAAUGUUGCAAUAGCAAAGCAGGGGGGGGCUGACCUGGCCAACCUACCCCCACCCCCCUACCCCACCCCCCUUUUUUUUUCUUGAGAGAGAUUAAACUGUUUUUGAUAA